Messenger RNA from Silurus meridionalis, 2488 nucleotides. RefSeq names its product urotensin-2 receptor 3 (gene uts2r3). The transcript is spliced from 2 exons. The coding region runs from base 286 to 1440 and encodes 384 amino acids. Lineage: Eukaryota; Metazoa; Chordata; Actinopteri; Siluriformes; Siluridae. Gene Ontology annotation, molecular function: urotensin II receptor activity. The record is from RefSeq and is a predicted model, not a curated record. Gene Ontology annotation, biological process: neuropeptide signaling pathway. Gene Ontology annotation, cellular component: membrane.
UGAACAAGGUGUGUGAUCAGCUUUCCUCAGCAGCCCAGAGCUGUCAACGAGAACUACAUUCCCUUACCUUUACCAGCAUAAAAUCUAUAUCGUAAAUACAAACGGGAUUUUUAAAAUGGAUAGCCACCAAGGAAGUUUGAAGAAGCCUCUUUGUCUUGCGGUUUUGGACCAUCUGAGCCCUGCAGCCUGAGUACUAACAUUACCCUUUUUAUUAUUUUGACCCUAUAGAAACAGAAAGCUCUUUAUCGAUUCUUUGCUCAUUAACAUUAAAACUGAAGUUUCCAAAUGGAAGCCACAGGUUUUGUCUCGCUCUUUUAUUCCGCUGCUCCAUCUUAUACCUUUUCUUUCCUUUCUAACCUGUCCAGCCCUUCCCCUUCUCCCUCAGUCUAUCCCUCCCCAAGUGUUGCCUCCACAGCUCUUUUUUGUUUUUCUCUCUCACUCCUUUCACUCCUGGGCAUUCUGGGAAACCUGUACACUCUGGGGCUUCUCAUUCAGCGCCGCAGGGGCCCCAGAAGGAGAGGCAGUAUGUCAUCAAGCUGCUGUUUCACUCCUGCUUGCCUUAGAACCUUUUCCCCAUCUCACUCUCCUAAUACCUCCCCCACUUCGUCCUCCUUGUCUUCUUCUUCACUUCAUAUGCAGGUUCUGAGUCUGGCAUUGGCAGAUCUGCUUUACCUCUCCACUGCACCCUUUAUUGUAUAUGACAGCCUGGCAUCUGAUUGGGCUUUUGGUGAACUCGGCUGCCGCCUCCUGCUCAGCCUGGACCUGCUCACCAUGCACGCCAGCAUCUUCACACUGACUGCAAUGAGUUUGGACCGAUACCGUGCUGUAGCAGAUCCACUUGCUGCCUCUUCAGCUCCUACCUCAGGCCUGCGGCGUGUGGUUCUGGCAUGGGGCCUCGCUGUGGCACUCAGCCUACCCAUGAUGAUCACUUUGCACCUGGAAGAUGGAGAAAACCAGGAGGGCAAGUUGUGUGUUCCAGCAUGGGAUGAGCAAAGCUCCAAAGCUUACCUCAGUGUAUUAUUCUGCACCAGUAUCCUAGGACCAGGCCUGGCUAUUGGGGGUCUAUAUGCAGCCUUAGGGCGUCACUACUGGGUUUCACAGACACAGAUGGCCUGGGCUGGAGGAUGUAGCGCCAACCCACCCCGUGCUCCUAGACCCAAAGUCCUGCUCCUCAUCCUGGGAAUUGUUCUUGCAUUCUGGGCCUGUUUCCUCCCAUUCUGGAUCUGGCAGUUGCUACCACUCUAUCGACCAGACAUUCUACGUGUUGUACCUGUAGGCACACAGGUCACUGUGAACCGAAUCCUAACAGGGCUAACAUAUGGGAACUCAUGUGUAAAUCCAUUUUUUUACACAUUACUGACAGGAAAGCGCCAACGGACCAGCAGACAGGCAGCAAGCACAUCUGUUCCAUUCUGCCAGAAGGGAAGCUCUGUUCACUAGUGAAACCGCUUUUUACCUGCCCAACAAUAAGUGCACUUUUUACAACUCAUUUGUUAGUUCCUUUUUCUUAGUAUAACACACAAUACAGUACAUUCAUUCAUAUCUCAUCACUAUAAUCAAUUUAUUAGGGUCAGGGUUCUUUGCAACCUAUCCUGAAAUGAACAGGGUUAUAUAUUAUUCUGGUACUUGUAUUUAAUUAGCAGCCUUAUUGUUGCAAUCAAAUAUAUUAAGUAAACUGUUCACUUUAAAUGGUCAUUGGUUUUUGAAUUCUUCUAGGUUCUAGUAGAACUGACUAGGGUGUCAUCAAAAUAUUUUCUCUACAAAAUAAAAAUUAAUAAUCAGCUUAAACAAGCCUCUUGUGCUUUUUAAAAGCAAGGCUUAUAAACAACAUUGACUAGCAGACAGCUAAUUAUUACAUACUGUUGAACAAAAGUGUCAAAAACAUCUGUUCAAGGAGACACCAAAGACACAAGAUUAAAGGGACAACACAAGUGUUGAAAUGAUUUGUGGCUUGCCCAAAGGGAAUUUUCAAUACAGGUGUGAAGCAUUUAAAAACCAAACUGGUUUAUUAGCUCUAAUGAAGGGAACGGCCAUAUAUUCAAAUUAGGCUCAAAGCCAAAGAACAAUUCCCACUGGACUUUGCUCUUUGAAGAGGUUAAAUAUUAAUUGUCUCCAUUUUUUCAGAUUUGUAAAUGUGUAUCAACUCACAUACUGUAAAGCAAAUUAUUUUUCAAAAAGCAAUGCUUUACCUUUGUACAUUAUUAUGUGUGGUCCCAAUUCUGUCUAUUUGUGUUCUACUGAUUUUACUUUACUGAAUGCUUUGCUCUAAUUUAGGUGUAUGAAAAGACAUACUGCAUUCUAGAAUAGAAGACGCUUGCCUAAGGAAUUAGAUAGUAUCCUUUGUAUUCAGUCUCUGUCUUCUAUGACUCUUGAAUGCCUUAGGCUUUGUUUGCCUUUUACAGCAAACGCAUUUAUUUUUGCGUCUGCCUUUUCUCUGCAUUGCUUUGCACAAGUCAUAGUCACAAACAAUUAUACCGUAUACAUGCAU